This is a messenger RNA of Cyprinodon tularosa, 2068 nucleotides long. RefSeq names its product EBNA1 binding protein 2 (gene ebna1bp2). Gene Ontology annotation, biological process: ribosomal large subunit biogenesis; rRNA processing. The transcript is spliced from 9 exons. Gene Ontology annotation, cellular component: nuclear periphery; nucleolus; preribosome, large subunit precursor. Bases 101 to 1045 code for a protein of 314 amino acids. The record is from RefSeq and is a predicted model, not a curated record. Lineage: Eukaryota; Metazoa; Chordata; Actinopteri; Cyprinodontiformes; Cyprinodontidae.
UUCACUUCCUCCCCACGCGAGCUGCUUGCUACAUGUGAGUUCUUGUGCAUCACUAGAUCCAUCCACGUUUUAAGCCAACUAGUUGCUCAUUUAUCAACAUAUGGUUCUUUGUAGCUCGACUAUGGAUUCAGCCGAAGAGGAGUCGCUUCACGGUCAGAGUUCAGAUGAGGAAGGCAGUGAAUUGUCGGACGGAGAGCUUCAAGAAGCCUUCGCUAAAGGACUGCUGAAACCUGGGAUGAAUGUUAUGGUAGAUAAGAAAAAGAAGUUUAUCAACAAUGUGGAGGGGUUGAAGCAGUGCCUUGCUGACUUCCGCAAAGAUCUACCUUGGGUGGAGAGGUUAGACUUGACCAAUCCUCCAGCUCGUGACAUCCUCUCCAACGCUGAAGAGAAAGUGUCUGCUGGAACCAAUGGGGAAAUUGAUGCCGAAGACGAUUUCCAAAGAGAAAUGGUCUUCUACCGCCAGGGCCAGGCUACAUUACUCGAGGCACUGCCUCUACUUAAAGUGCACAAUAUAGCCACCAAGAGGCCUGAUGACUACUUUGCAGAGAUGGCCAAAUCAGAUCAGCAAAUGCACAAGAUCAGGGCAAAGCUGCUCACUAAACAGAUGAUCCUGGAAAGGUCUGAAAAGGCCAAAAAGCUGCGUGAGCAAAGGAAAUUUGGUAAAAAGGUCCAAGUAGAGGUCCUUCAGAAGAGACAGAAGGAGAAGAAGGCUAUGAUGUCAGCUGUGAAGAAAUAUCAGAAAGGAAUGACUGACAAACUGGAUUUCUUGGAAGGAGACCAGAAAACAGCCAGAAAUCCUUCUGAUGGAUCAAAGAAAGUUUUAAACAAAAAGGGUCCCAAUGCUAAGCGGAAAUACAAGGACCAAAAGUUUGGCUUUGGGGGUAAAAAGAGUGGAAAGAAAUGGAACACCAAGGAGAGCUUCAACGAUGUUUCAGGUUUCCGUGCCAAAAUCGCUCAUGACAAGGGAGGGAGGAAAGGCAAAGGAGGAAAUAAAAAUAAACGCCCAGGCAAGUCUGUUCGCAGGAAGAUGAAGAGUCGCUCUUAAACCUGACUGGAUUGGGAGCUCAUUACCUGGACAGGAUUAAGCAUGACUGUGCAAUCCAGACUGUGGUUACAUGUAUAUAUUUUAUACAGAAUUAUUAAAUGUGGAUUUCUGAAUGGAUGUAGACAACAUGAAUCCCUUUUAAAAACACUUAGAGCUGGGUCCUAUCAAGACACAAAUGGAACUGCAUUGUGCCUGUAUAAAGUACAGCAGUGUUGUACUCCACGCAUCUUGGAAACUUAAAAAAAAAAAAAAACAUGGAAUAUGUUUAUCAUAAAAUUUCUCUUCAGUAUCUGCUCUGGUCCCUGGACUGUCUAAUGGAUACCGUGUAUUCUGAAUUUUGGGAAAUUGUUUUAUUUUCCUCAUUCAGCUCCGUGGCUUAAUUGAUUCUGUCUUAUCUGACAUGACAUUUGGUUUAUGAGCUGCUGUCAGUUUUGUCCUUUAUAGUUCAUUAGUGUGAUCAAUAUGUAAUUUGCUUUGACUUGGGAUUUACCUUGCAAAGAUGCCUUUUUGGAAGAAGGAAAAAAAGACUUGGAAGAAUAAAAUAAAUCACUUUUUUAGGUCUAUUUUGAGCGUAGUUUGAGAUUUUGAGUGUCUGUGAUAUCUGUCUUGCGCCUCCGGAAGUCGAAUCGCGGGUCUUGAAUGUUCUUUUCCAUCUAAGGAGAAAAAUGACAGAAUUAUGAAUGCUAAUUAAUCUCAUUAGUUCAGAUAAACAAUUGUUUGCAUAAAGAACAUUACAAGGGCUAAAAUGUAAAUGUUUCUAUUUCUGAUGUUUAUAGGUGUAGCUAAAACCUCAAACUGAAGCAUCAUAGGUGCCUUGUAUCUUCUAAGACGACCUGUGGUCUCAUUUAAAUAACUUGUAUUCACACAAAAUAGGCCUGAAAAUUGCAUAUAUCGACUUCCACGCAAAGGUUGUGACUUACAAAAAAGCAAAACUUAAAUUUUUUGUACUUCAUCAUUAGCAAAGGUUUAUUGUUUCUGUUUGUGAUGCUCCUGUCAAAUAAAAUUAAAUGCGGUGGUCCUCAA